Molecule: messenger RNA, 2180 nt
Organism: Euleptes europaea (tarantolino)
Lineage: Eukaryota; Metazoa; Chordata; Lepidosauria; Squamata; Sphaerodactylidae
Gene: MAP7D2
Product: MAP7 domain containing 2
Exons: 15
Coding region: 159-2072 (637 amino acids)
Biological process (GO): microtubule cytoskeleton organization
Cellular component (GO): microtubule cytoskeleton
Source: RefSeq, a predicted model, not a curated record
UGGAUGGGUUUCUGAAAACAGAUGAAAGGCAAAGACUAGCCAGGGAAAGAAGAGAAGAAAGGGAGAAGUAUCUUGCUGCCAGAGAACAACAAAUCUUAGAAAAGGAAAGGAGAGCAAAGCUUCAGUAUGAAAAGCAAAUAGAAGAACGAUGGAGGAAGAUGGAAGAGCAGAGGCAGAGGGAAGAGCAAAAGAGGGCAGCAGUUGAAGAAAAGAGAAGGCAGAAGCUCAGAGAAGAGGAGGAACGACUAGAGGCGAUGAUGCGGAGAUCUCUGGAGCGCAGUCAGCAGCUAGAGCAGAAACAGAAGAGAUGGUCGUGGGGAGGAGCACUGGCUGCAGGCGAAAGAGAUGGUGAAUCAGAAAAUACCCCACCCCCUCUAGGUUUAGCUGCCAGCACCCUUCUUCCAGACUCUGUGGCUUCAUCUGCUGCUGCUGAUCCCUCCAAUGCAUGUGACAAACUUUCAGCUUCUACAAUGAAUCUGCCAAAGCAAAUGGAGUCCCCUAUCAAUAAGCGUCUCUCCUCCUCCACAGCAACAAUAACCUAUUCCCCUGACAGAGUAUUCCAUAUCUGUCCUCGUGUAGCACCAGCUAGCCCUCUUAAAUCUCCUUACAAGCCUUCCCCCACCCGAAGCUUAGAGAGAAAGAAGGCAGCUUCUGCUUCCACAUCUGAUGCGAUGAAGGGGGCAUCUGCUGCUGAGGUUUCACAGAGUGAAAAAAAAAAGAAAGAGAAACGGCCCACAGCGACUGGAACUUCAUCUGGGUUGGGAUCUCCUCUCAGAAGAGCUGAUUCUCCAGCAUCCAUGUCUAAAAGAUCAGCUUCACCUGCAACCCCUAAGAUGAUUACCAAGACUUACCCUCAGUCUCCCAUAACUACUAAACAAUAUCCAGCUUCUCCUGUGAAAAACCGUGUCAUGUCAAAUCUCAAUCAAGAAACACCUAAGAAAAAGGCAGAAAAACAUAAAGACAGUCAGAGGGAGAAUAUUAGCCAAAAAAUCCAAGUAUCUCCAUCUGAAGAGGCUGUAAGCCAAACUGUUGCUGAAAAAUGUGUGCCUUCUUCCAACAGUGAAGGGAAACUUGCAGCAGGAACUACUGAUGCUGAAGAAGCCACUAGGAUUCUAGCAGAGAAAAGACGUCAGGCUCGUCUCCAGAAAGAACGAGAGGAAAAAGAAAGGCAGGAGAAGGAGGAGCGUGAAAGGCUAGAGAGAGAAGAAAAGAAAAGAAAAGCAGAAGAAGAGAGGAUUCGGCUGGAGGAAGAGGCCCGUAAGAAGAAGGAGGAAAGAAGGCAUGAGGAGGAAAAGGCUAGAAGAAAAGCAGAAGAGGAAGCUAGAAAAAGAGCUGAAGAAGAACGUAUAUUAAGAGAAAAACGAGAAAAGGAAUUGCAAGCUGUGAUUGAGUUACAGAAAGAAGCUGCAGAAAUGAAGGCCCGGGAGGCAGCUGAACAUUUGCGUCUGGAAAGGGAACAAAUCAUGCUGCAGAUAGAGCAAGAAAGACAGGAGCGAAAGAAGAGAAUAGAUGAAAUAAUGAAAAGGACAAGAAAAAGUGAAACACCGGAAGUAAAGAAGGAAGACACAAAGCCAGAGGUGCCAAUGAUUCUAAAUAUGGAUAAACAGCUAAAGCAGCUUGCUAUCAGUCAACCAGAAAUGAAUGGACUGACCACCCGCAAAGAAGAUGAAGGCCUGGGAUGCGCUGUGCCUGACUCUUUUCCUCAUGAUGUAUUUUCUAAUGGACUUAAGCCACUUAUGGGCCUUAUUCAACUGGAUGCAAUAGAUGGGAAGUCUAACAGCAUGGAUGAUUCAACAGAUGACGUUCAGUCUAUGGAUGUUAGUCCAGCUUCAAAGGAAGAACUCAUUUCCAUCCCUGAGUUUUCGCCAUUGAAUGAAAUAAUGGCAGGUGUAUCUUUGGACCAAAAUGGAUCAAAUAAUGGCAAAGCUCUUGAAGAUCUACUAGAUUUUACUGGCCAGGCCACUUAUCCUAAGCUAUCUAGUGAAAGUCUCAGCAUAGAUGAUUGUAAUAAAAACUUGAUUGAUGGAUUUAAUAGCCCAGGACAGGAGUCAACUUUCAACACCUUAUGUUGACAGACACCCACUCUGCAAUAAGGUACAACAUCUGCGUCGUUCUCUCUGUUUCUACUCUAAUCUAUCUGCUCUCCACCUGCUGUUCAGUAAUAAUCCGCCACUCAAAUA